AUGCCACCCAAUAGCAGAGACACCGUAACCGGAGUGCUUUUCGAAUCGGAUGUGGAGACGGUGGACGGCGGGUUGUCCAAGGAUGUGGCCAGUCUAAGGACCACCGAUGGCAGCCGACUGCAGUGUGUGCUGUUCGUCAUCAUUCACACGGCCUCCUUAUAUGGAGUGUGGUUGCCCCUGGCGGAGGCCAGCUGGACAACCUUCCUGCUCUUCCCUCCCGCCCUUCUGAUGACCCUUCUGGGUAUCUCCACUGGCGCCCAUCGCUUGUGGGCCCAUCGCACCUUCAAGGCGAACACGCUGCUGAAGCUGAUCUUGCUGUUCCUGAACAGCCUGUCCCUCCAGGACGCCGUCUACUAAUGGGCCAGGGAUCAUCGGGUGCACCACAAGUACACGGAAACGGACGCGGAUCCGUAUAAUUCGCAGCGUGGUUGGUUCUUCUCCGUCAGCUUGAAUCUCAUCUGGCUGCUCAACAGCUCGGCCCACAAGUUCGGCAUGAAGCCCUACGACAAGAACAUAUGUGCCGUGGACCAGGACUUCCUCAUCUCUUGCCGUGUGGGCGAGGGAUACCACAACUACCAUCACGGCUUUCCCUGGGACUACAAGAGCGCUGAGCUGGGGAAAUACUCGCAGGAUGUCACCACCAAGUUGAUUGAUUUUUUUGCCUAUUUGGGUUGGGCCUACGACCUCAAGAGUGUCCCCCUGGAUUUGGUUCGUCGGAGGGCGGAACGAACAGGUGAUGGCUCACAUCCCGUUUGGGGAUGGGGUGAUAGGGAUCAACGAAUGGAGGACAUUGCCGAUACCACCAUCACCCACCAGCAAAGGGGAAGAUAA
Molecule: messenger RNA, 831 nt
Organism: Drosophila takahashii
Lineage: Eukaryota; Metazoa; Arthropoda; Insecta; Diptera; Drosophilidae
Gene: Fad2
Product: Fad2
Biological process (GO): unsaturated fatty acid biosynthetic process
Cellular component (GO): endoplasmic reticulum membrane
Molecular function (GO): stearoyl-CoA 9-desaturase activity; iron ion binding
Source: RefSeq, a predicted model, not a curated record